AUGCUUCCCGUGACACCUAACUUUCGGGGAGGCGGGGGGCAGGGGCCAGAGGAUCUGAUGCUGUCCCCUGCUCAGCUGGUGCUGUUCGUGGCCCUGUUUGGAGGGAGCCUCUACCUCAUGUUCUACAUCAGCGUGGGGCUGGAUCAGGAGCUGGCACUGCCCGAGGACUCAUACCUGCUCGACUACUUCCUCUUUUUGAACAAAUACUUUGAGGUGGGAGCCCCUGUCUACUUUGUCACCACUGGGGGCUACAACUUCUCCAGUGUGGCUGGCAUGAAUGGCAUCUGCUCCAGCGCAGGCUGUGAUGACUUCUCUUUAACCCAGAAGAUCCAGUACGCCACGGAAUUCCCUGAAAUGUCUUACUUGGCCAUCCCAGCAUCCUCCUGGGUGGACGAUUUCAUUGACUGGCUGACCCCAUCCUCUUGCUGCCGCAUUUAUACCUCCGGCUCCAAUAAGGACAAAUUCUGCCCUUCGACCAUAAGCUCCCUCUCCUGCUUGAAGAACUGCAUGGGGCUUACCAUGGGCCCGGUGAGGCCCUCGGUGGAGCAGUUCCACGAGUACCUACCGUGGUUCCUCAAAGACCCACCCAACAUCAAAUGUCCCAAAGGGUUGGUCUGGGCUUCCGUGUGCAAGGGCAGGAUAGCUCCCCUGGCCCCUCUGCCCCCACCCAUGCUGUCCCCUGUCCCCAAGCCCCACUGGCCUCUGUCUUCCCUCAGCAGCAGGGUCUGUGGCCAGUGUGGGGAGCAGUGUGGACAGAUGGAGGUGGAAUGUGGAGGGACUUCAAAAUGGUGGUGGCACAGCGCUAAGCUGAGCGUGGAAGGCGAGGCUGACGACGGCGGUGGGGGCCUGCCUGAGACACCACAGUGGCCCUUGUGGUGGGGACUGACCUCGGCCCUCCUCUCUCCUGUCCUCUUGCCCCGCGCCUGCCCAGCCUCUCGGUUCAUGACCUACUCCAAGCCCCUGAAGAACUCGCAGGAUUACACGGAAGCUUUGAGGGCCACGCGGGCCCUGGCAGACAAUAUCACUGCUAGCCUGCGAGAGGUCCCCGGCACCGACCCGGACUUCGAGGUCUUCCCUUACACGAUCACCAACGUGUUCUAUGAGCAGUAUCUGACCAUCAUCCCCGAGGGGCUGUUCAUGCUCGCCCUCUGCCUGGCACCCACCUUCAUCGUCUGCUUCCUCUUGCUGGGCAUGGACCUCCGCUCCGGCCUCCUCAACCUCUUCUCCAUCGUCAUGAUCCUGGUCGACACCGUGGGCUUCAUGGCCCUUUGGGACAUCAGCUACAACGCCGUGUCCCUCAUCAACCUGGUCACGGCAGUGGGCAUCUCCGUGGAGUUUGUUUCCCACAUCACGCGCUCCUUCGCCAUCAGCACCAAGCCAACCCGGCUGGAGAGGGCCAAGGAGGCCACCAUCACCAUGGGCAGUGCGGUGUUCGCUGGCGUGGCCAUGACCAACCUGCCCGGCAUCCUCGUCCUGGGCCUAGCCAAGUCCCAGCUGGUCCAGAUCUUCUUCUUCCGCCUCAACCUCCUGGUGACGCUCCUGGGCCUGCUGCAUGGCCUGGUCUUCCUGCCCGUCGUCCUCAGCUACCUGGGGCCUGACGUCAACCCAGCCCUGGUGCUGGAGCAGAAGCGGGCGGAGGAGGAGGAGGCAGCAGCCAGGGAGGCCUCCUGCCCAAAGCAUCCAUCUGUGAGCUGCACGACUGACAACACCUAUGUCAACAGUGGCUUUGAAGACUGUGCCAAGGGUACCAGUGGCAUUGGCCGUGCCUUGCGCAACACUGGCCCGGAGAUCUGA
Choloepus didactylus (southern two-toed sloth) is the source of this 1794-nucleotide messenger RNA. Its product is annotated as NPC1-like intracellular cholesterol transporter 1. The coding region runs from base 1 to 1794 and encodes 597 amino acids. Gene Ontology annotation, cellular component: membrane. The transcript is spliced from 10 exons. Lineage: Eukaryota; Metazoa; Chordata; Mammalia; Pilosa; Megalonychidae. The record is from RefSeq and is a predicted model, not a curated record.